CUAGAAUGCUAGAUGGUGUGCCGCGAGGUGAUUUCUGGAUCACCAUCAGAUCAAAUCUCGGCUCUAAUCCAAACGCGUGAACCCUUCUCCCGCGGUCAGCGACCGAAAUUUGGCCGGCCACCGCCACCUCUUGCCCUGCGGCCUGCCGGCGCCGAGAGAGUUUUGUGCCGCGGAAGUGACUCGGCUUUCCCACCGCUUCACCGGCACCCCCACGCGCCAUCGAGCCAUCCGCGCUCCUCAUCUGACGGCCACCAGAAGCAUCUCAUUCUCACGACCCCUCGCCGUCCGUCCCGGCCCCUCUUUCUUCAAACCCACGCAACCAGGAGUCCACCACAGCAAAGGUGGCAACGGGCAAGCCACCACCAACCCAGCAGACUAGCUGGAGCAGAGCACGAUCGUCCCCGCGACCCCGCCCGAAGGUCUCCGGUCUCCCCAAUCCCCAUCCCCUCGCACCCACCUUCUCACACCAGGCAUGACGGCGACGUCCAGGGCCCCGCGGCGUCCCCGCAUCCGCCCGCGCGGCCCGCCGCCGGCGCCGACCCCGAUCCGCACGGCGCGGGGCGUGCGCUCCGCCGCUGCCGACGAGCGCGUCCUCGCCGAGUUCCUCGAGGCCUCCCUCCGCGUGCCCGAUCUCUCCCUGCCUCCGCGGAAGCGCUUCAACUUCCCGCCCGCGCCUGCGCCGGCGCCGGCGACUCCGCCGGAAUCGGACGACGAGAUGAUCCCUUCGCACGCCCUCGUCUCGGGCGACGCGGACGCGGCGCUGCGGGCGGUGACAGCGGCAGCGGAGUCCGGCGCGUUCCGCGUGACGGGCGCGACCGACGCUCGCGAGGUGCGCGAAGCCGUGGAGGCGGCGUCGGGGGCCGUGUUCGCGGCGCCGGAGGAGGUGAAGCGCGGCCUGGAUAGACGGUUGUUCCGAAGGAGAGAUGGGGCGCCCGGGGAGGAGUUCUUCUGGUUCCGGCCGAUGAGCGCCGGCGAGGACAGAGCGAUGGACGCGGCCUUCCCAGGCUCCACGUACUGUGCGUUCAGGGAGAAGAUGGACACUUUGGCAUCCAAAAUGGAGGAUGUAGCAAAAGCUGCCAUCAGGGUUCUAUCUGAUAACGUCAAAAAUCCUAAAGCCUCUGCUCAGUUCAGAGAAGCCCCGUCAAUCCUGUGCCUGACAUUGUACAGCAGUAACAUGCGGAGAACAUAUUGGAACGAGUUUGACAGCACUACUGCUCCUAACUCGCACGCUUUGAGCAUCCACCUCUGUGGACAUGAUAGGCGGAUUUGUCUCCGCAAUCUGGGGGGCUCAACCUUCUCCAGUUUGCCUGCAGGCUGUAUGCUUGUAACAAUCGGCAAGCAGAUUCAGGAAUGGUCCAAUGGGCAGUUCAAGGCCUCUGUUGGAGAGGUACUGUUUGAGAUGACCGAUGAACCAGGCCCCUUCAUCUCCGUGGAACUCAUGUACUGUCCAGACGACCUGCAUCUUUCUGAGGUUGGCCGGCACGCCAGUCCCAUUGACCGUCCCAAGAUCGUUUCUUUUAGGGAUCAGGUUCUGAUCGCUCUGAUUUUGCUGUCUUUGUUCUACCUCUUCUGGUGCUGAGUGCAUCCGAGUUCCAUUUGGAGUUUAGGACUGAUUCCUUUGCGAUGUCCGAGAUGGCUAAAUUUUACAGCCUUCUUGGUCCUAACUGCCUGCCCUUUUCCAUUGGUUGAUUAUGGAGAUUGGGGAAACACUGCAUGGAUUGCAGUGACAACAGGUGGUUUGAGUGUUUGGAUUGAUUUACAUUCUUUUUUACGUGAAUAAAAGGAAAAAAAAAGGUUUGGUAAAUAUUGCUUUUAGCUUGUCAUAGUUGAGGAAAAUGCUAUGGGAUUGGUUGAUUUUUGGAUUGAGAGAGAGUUGCCGCUGCAAUUGAAGUAUUACUGUGAUAAGAGUUGUUUCUCAUCUCUUUUGUACAUUCCUGAAUCAUGUAUGUAGUAGUAUAUGGGUUGCUCGUGUGGGCUGUGGCCUGGAUAUAGGGCAUCGCUUCCUUGCAAUGUGAAGGCCUGUACUGUAACUAUGGUUACCUGAAAGAAAGGAUUGUAUUGUACUGUAAUUAUUUCUUAAUGAAUAGAGGAAUCCUUUUUUUUUUACA
Messenger RNA from Sorghum bicolor (sorghum), 2108 nucleotides. RefSeq lists its product as uncharacterized. NCBI's taxonomy places the organism in Eukaryota, Viridiplantae, Streptophyta, Magnoliopsida, Poales, Poaceae. The transcript has 3 exons. Bases 473 to 1579 code for a protein of 368 amino acids. The record is from RefSeq and is a predicted model, not a curated record.